Messenger RNA from Pistacia vera, 1516 nucleotides. RefSeq names its product serine/threonine-protein phosphatase PP-X isozyme 2. Bases 164 to 1081 code for a protein of 305 amino acids. The transcript has 8 exons. Gene Ontology annotation, cellular component: nucleus; cytoplasm. The record is from RefSeq and is a predicted model, not a curated record. NCBI's taxonomy places the organism in Eukaryota, Viridiplantae, Streptophyta, Magnoliopsida, Sapindales, Anacardiaceae. Gene Ontology annotation, molecular function: protein serine/threonine phosphatase activity. Gene Ontology annotation, biological process: double-strand break repair via homologous recombination; peptidyl-serine dephosphorylation.
AAGCAGCCGGUAUAAUAAUCUACACACAAACGCGAUACCCACUACCCAGUAGUGGUAAAGAGAGGUUGUAGAUGCAGAGAUUCACACUUCAUAGAGAGGGAGAAAGCGCUAAAAAAUCGGCCGAGUAUUUUUUGAGCUAAAGAAGCAGAAGCAGAAGCCAGAGAUGUCGGAUUUAGAUAGGCAAAUAGAGCAGCUAAAGAAAUGCGAGCCCUUGAAAGAGUCGGAGGUCAAGGCUCUUUGUCUCAAAGCCAUGGAGAUUCUCGUUGAAGAGAGCAACGUUCAACGUGUUGAUGCCCCUGUCACUAUAUGUGGUGACAUUCAUGGACAGUUCUAUGACAUGAAAGAGCUUUUCAAAGUUGGAGGUGACUGCCCAAAGACCAAUUAUUUGUUUCUUGGAGAUUUUGUUGACAGAGGGUUUUACUCUGUCGAGACAUUUCUGCUUCUACUUGCCCUAAAGGUGAGAUAUCCAGAUCGGAUAACACUCAUUAGAGGGAACCAUGAAAGUCGUCAGAUCACACAGGUAUAUGGGUUCUAUGAUGAGUGCCUACGUAAAUAUGGUUCUGUGAAUGUCUGGAGAUAUUGCACUGAUAUUUUUGACUACUUAAGUCUGUCAGCUCUCAUAGAGAAUAAAAUUUUUAGUGUUCAUGGUGGUCUCUCUCCUGCCAUAUCAACGCUGGAUCAGAUUCGAAUGAUUGAUCGAAAACAAGAAGUACCUCAUGAUGGUGCAAUGUGUGAUCUCCUGUGGUCAGAUCCUGAAGAUAUUGUGGAUACUUGGGGUUUGAGUCCUCGUGGUGCUGGUUUCCUAUUUGGUGGCAGUGUUGUUACUUCUUUCAACCAUUCAAACAACAUUGACUAUAUAUGUCGGGCUCAUCAGUUGGUAAUGGAGGGAUAUAAAUGGAUGUUCAACAACCAGAUAGUGACAGUCUGGUCUGCUCCAAAUUACUGUUAUAGAUGUGGCAACGUAGCUGCAAUUCUUGAGCUGGAUGAAAAUCUCAACAAGCAGUUUCGUGUAUUUGAUGCUGCACCACAGGAAUCUAGAGGGGCUCCUGCCAAAAAGCCUGCACCAGAUUACUUUCUAUGAAGGUUGAAGUUUCUUUUUAAAUCUGUUGUAACACAAUAUCCCUUUGCUGGAGAACAAGAUUUGCUGCCACAUGGUAAGGAUCUCGUCAUACAAAAAGAAUCGGUGGUAAGCUAUCAAUGCAUCAGCUCUCGAAAUGACCAGCAAGAAUUGUACUUUCCUAUUUUUGAUCGGUUUGGAUUGUCGAGUUUGCCUGUGUUACCAUUCGUUGAUGUUUGCAUGUAGUAGUAGUGUGUAGUAUGUAAGUUAAUCACAAAAUACAGAACACUAUACAUGUUCUCCAGAACAGAAUGAGAGAGCAAGCGAGGGAUUUUACCGGAGGAAGCUUUGCUUUCAACUAUAUGGGAAGUAUGAAUACGAUUGGAUUUGGGUUUGGGAAACUGGAGAUGGAAAUUAUUAAACCAUGAUUCUUACAAAAGUUUUGGCUUCUCUUUUUCA